AUGAUACAUUACGUGGAAGAGCUGGAAAAGCUUAAAUUUAAAAUGUUGGACGAACUAAAUAAACUAGGUGAAGAUUCUCUCACAAGCAACACUUCAGAAAAUGACAGUAAAGAUAUAUGUAUGGAAUGUACUAAAUUUGUUAUGCAAUUUGAAUCGACACUUAGAUGUGCUACCGUUGCAAUAAAUCAAAGUAAUAAAGCCAUCAAACUUACAUAUGUUCAAAGCCAAUCGCUAGACACAAUGGAUACUUUGAAAGUUGAAGGGAAACUACAAGAAUGUAAGAAUGAAACCGCAACAGCGAUUCAAGAUAUUAUUAUGUUAACUAAUUGGAAUUAUGAAUAUAAGGAGAAGAUGAGAAAAAUGGCAAAGGCAAACUAUUAUCAUCAAUUAAAUCAAGUGGAUCAAUUGAGGAAUGAUGCUAUUGAUACACAUACAAAGUCAACAAUGUCUACAGAACAAUCACACGAUACACGUACAGUAGAUAUCCAAGGGACCUCGACAAAAGUACAAUUGCUAUCACAAACUAAGAAACUAAGUAAUAAUUUGAUUAAAGGUAAUCAAAUUCUACAAUCAAGUAUUUUACAAAGUAGCCUAAAUCUAGAUGAGCUCAAACAACAGACUAGUUCUUUACAAACCGUUGAUGAUAAAUAUGAUCAAUUCCAAUUGAUAGUAAACAAGACUUCCUCCCUAGUAAAAUCGUUGGAAAAGGCCUCUAACCAAGAGAAGAGAGAUGUAUAUUUGGCUUUAUUUUUCUUAAUAGCCUGUGUAUCGUGGGUGAUUUGGAGACGUAUCUUAAAGAUGCCAGUAAAAUUAUUCAUUUGGGUGUGUUUCAAAUUCUUCAAAAGCAUUUUGGUUACUAUUGGACUGGUUCAAUCCACUAUCAGUACAACUACUAUGAAGGGUAACACCAUAACGACUACGAGCUCUUCUGUCAUAAAAGAGGCAACACAAUCACUUGAACAAAUUGUUGACGAGGCUAUGGACAGAAUACUCUCCUCUCAUGAUGAGUUAUAG
This is a messenger RNA of Maudiozyma saulgeensis, 1014 nucleotides long. Lineage: Eukaryota; Fungi; Ascomycota; Saccharomycetes; Saccharomycetales; Saccharomycetaceae. The record is from the annotation of a GenBank genome assembly.